UUAUAUUUAUAUCUUCUUUAAUGCCUUAUUGCAUUCGGUUUGCGCCACUAGGUAUCGCGUCGUUUGGAAUUAUAUUAUUAUCAUGUAGGGUAUAGCAGUUGUAGUAGCAACGAGCAUAUCCGCCAGCAACCUGUCGGCCGCUUGCCCAAACGAUCAACCGAAACUACAAAAACUAGUCGUUCCGCAGUCAUUGAGGUGCGCACGUGACGAAGAAGUUUUGGUCGUCAGGAAAACAAUAUUUUUUUUACCCACCUACUAACACAAUUAUGAAUAAAGAAAAUCAACAUAGUGUGUCGUUUGUUUUGCUUUCGGCCGUUACUGCUCUAGCCUUUUUAUUGAUCAACCUCAAAUAUUGUAUACUAUAUGUAAUUCCAGUUUUGGGCGCAGGAUGGUUUAUGAUAAAUUACUGGGAUUUCUUAGUCGUAGUCUGGCAAACAAUUCCGAGGGACGCUAUGUAAGUAAAUAUAUAAAAUAUAAUAUUACGCUUUAAAUGCAAAUAAUUCAUAAGUAAAUUAUAGAAUUUUUAAUAUAGAUAACAGUACCUUUUUAAAUUCAAAUUUAUAUAAUUGCCUAUAUUAUGCACGUCAAAAAUAUGUCCUUAAUAGUAUACAGCCACCUAGAUAGGUGUAUUAGGUACAUAUUUAAAUAGAAUAGUUACGUAGAUAUCUACUUGUUAAUGGUUUAUAAAAUAUAUAUUUAAGUAGGUAUUAACAGGAGAUCUAUAAAUAGUGAUCCUUCAUUUCCUUCUUGAUCAUAGAAUAAAUGAAUAAUGAGAUAAUUAUAAUAUUGUAUAAUAGUACAAGUAUACCAAGUAUAUAUAUUAGUCAAACUAAUAUUAUUUAAAUGUUCAAAAUACAAUAGGUACCUACAUUAUGAAUAUUGCUUAAACUGGUGUUAACCUUUUUAAUAAAAUACCUAUCUAAAUGAUAAAUAGGUAAAAUAUAAUAUUAUAAAUUACAACGAUACAAUUAAAAUGUAUGUUGAUUUUAAGAUUGCAUGUAUCUGAACAUAUUUUUUAAUAUCUGAAAAAAGUCUAAAUAUAGUUUUUAAUUUAAGUAAAUUGUAUAGACAUUUCUAAUAACCUUAAAAUUUAUACUAUAAAAAUCCAAAAUGUUUGUAACAAUCAAGUAUUAAUAACAAUGUGAAUAAUACCUGGUUACUGUCAAUCAUAAAAUCAGUUAACAAUUAAAUAAAAAAAAAUAUAAUAUAUUUUACAUGUUUUAUUAGCAGAUGAAAAGUGUACAAUAAGGGACAUAUACAAUCCUCGCAUUAUUUUAAUGUUAAAAUUGGUCAAUUGGUCACAAAUAUCAAAAAUGCACUGUACUCGAACAAUUUGAUCUGUAUACCUUGACUAUUAUUAAAAUAAAUAUAAAUGCCAGAAAAUAGAAGCUGAAACCCUAAAUGAUGGCAAAAAGGAGUCAAUAAGGAAAUAAAAUUGUCCCAACUACCUUUUAUAAAAAUUAUUAAUAAAGAUAUACUUUAAACUUAAAUUGAAAUGAUUGAAUACCACCUAAAUAGUCUACAAUUGAGUUGUACUACUACUACUACUAGUGAAUGAAUUAGUCAUUAGAAUGUAUCAAAUUAUGCAGGGAUAAUAAUUAUAGUCAAAAUUUAAAGUAGAUUAAAUUAUUAUAAUUCAUUCCACUAACUACAAGUAUUAUUAUAGACAAAGUAUUCUAAACAAAAAUUAAAAAAUAGUGUUUUGAAAAUAUUAUUUCAUUGUGAUUUGAAAAAAGCAUUUUUAUUUUAGUAUAAUAACGGAAAAUUAAAUAAGUAGGAUAGGAACUUAUAAAAGUUUGUAUAUUUUUUUAAUAAUCAAAACCUAGCUUGGUGACCUAAAAAUUUGUUUCAAGUUACCGGGAACUUAUAGACGUUUAUUUUGCAUAAUUAGUUUUUUUCUCACGUAACUGUAUAUUUUAAUAAUAUUUCAAAUUUAAUUUAGUAAAAUAUUACUAAAUUAAACAAAAAUAGUAUUUAAUAAAUCUUUAAAAUUGGUAAAACAAAAAUUAAGAAUUUACUAUUUGCUAUGAGUAUAUUUUUAUUUGAAAUUAUUAACUUCCAAGAUUAUUAUUUUUAUCAUUACACGGAAGACAUGGUAUCUUAUCUAUGCAUGAAAUAAAAUAAUUCCCUUAAGUAGGCAAUGUGUUCAUUUUUUUUUAAAUACAUAUUUUAACAGUAUAUUUUCCAUUUUGUUUAGUGCUACGGCCCUAGCAAUACGAUUAGAUGUUAAUAUUUUCUAAAUUACUACCUACAAAAUAAAAUUUUCUUCAAAUUAUUCAACUGUAUAUUCACUGUUUUUAAUCAACUUCUAAAUAUUAUUUGUAUUCAAUUAGAUUUCCAGUAUCCAAUUCCAUUUUUUGAAUACUACCUACUUUUGUAUUCAUAAAUAUUUUAUAAUAGAUAAAAAUGAUCAAAUAAUUAAACUUAAAACAAAUAAAUCAGUUUAAUCUUUAUAAAAAAAUAUGUGUACCAGAAAACUGAUAAAUUAUUAAAAUUAUAACAAUAUUCAAAAAUAUCAAUCCAAACAUGAUUGAUUAUUCAAUUACAAUUUUUUGUUUUUUUUUAAUAUUGAACACAAUCAAAUACAUUGAGCUUAUUAAAAACACAUUAAGUAUCACAAACAUACAUUUAAUAGAUUCAAAAAUGUCACUAUUUUACUAUUAUUUACACUUAAUGAAAACUAUUGAAGACACACCAACAAGGUUGGACACCAGGAAAUUUCUUUGUAGACCACAAUAGAAAUAAGUUAAGCAAAUGUUAAGUGACAUAAUAAUUUUAACCCAAGAUAAGAUAUGUUCUGUUAAGCUGUAAAAUGGUACUUGAAGGGCUGUCAAUAAGGUGCCAGGGACUACUUUAAGCUACAAGGCCUUUAUUAAUAAGCCAUCAAAAAUUGCAUUAGGUUAUUAUAAGGGCUGUAAUAUGCUGUCAAUUAGGAUACUUUCAAGAGAAAGUAUUGACAAUAUAAAGUAAUAAAUUGAAAUGCUAUGUAAAUUUUGGGUCCAGUAGAUUAAAUAUUUCCUGGGCUGUUUUUAUUAAAUAAUCCAAACAUAUGCAACAAUGUAAGUACUUAUUUUUUAUUUUCACAUUUUAGACAUAAAUUAUAAAAGCAUAGUUCAAAAUUAUAUCUUUCAAAUGUAACAAAAUAAAAAUAUCUUCUGCAUAUAACCUUAUAAACUUCAAAUAUGGAUUUUUUUUUUUAUCUACAAAUAAUAAAAUUAAAUGAAAACAAUAACAGAAUAUUUUAAGUAUGUUAUAAUGCCAAGGCUACUCCUUUACUAUGACAAUAGAAUUCAGUAGAAUAUCUCUAAUGGUUACAAUCAAAAUAAUAUUAUGAAGUUAUCUUAACAAUCAGAAAUCCUAAAUUUUUUAUUUUUACCCAAUUAAGAGAACUAAAAUCAGUAUAAUAGGGUUUAUUAAUGGGUGUAACAUUGUGUACACAUACUAAUAUAGUGUAUUUUUUUUUUAUUGCGUUAUGGUAUGCUACACAAUACUUAUAGGUAUCCACUACCUACAUUUGACUAUACUUUCACCUGGAAUCAUUUUUCAUUUAUUUAAUAGGUAGUGUUGUAAACAGCAUGUACCAUUUCACCUGUACCUUCUACAAAUAAUUAUAAUAAUAUUGUAAAUAAAACUUAAAAAUUUAUUUCAUUUUUUUAAAAAAAAUCACUGUAAACUAUAAAGUAAUUAUUAAUUUUUAACAAUAGUGAAACAAUUAUUUAUAAAUUAUGUAUAAACAAUUUAUACUGCAAUGAAAAAUAUUUUUACGUAUGAACCUAACAAAAUCAAAUAAUAGAUUCUGAUUAAUAGAUGAUCAUCUUUACUCAUUUUUAAUAAUUGGUACAAUGAAUUUCAAACAAAAGUUUGCAUUAUUAGCCAAUAAAAUUUCACAUUAAAUUGAAUAUUGUUUAUUGUUUAUUUUUUUUUUUUAAUUUAAAUUUUACUCUGAACUUUUUGGAAAAUUUCUAAAAAUGGAAUUUUUUUUGUGCCACUGGUUGAGCAUCUCUAAAUUUGAAACAAAAUUUUACAAAAAAAGUUCUUAUUAAGAUUUUGAUUGGAGUUAUAUUUCUGGUAAAAAAGUUGUUUAGAGACCGAAAAAAAUAAUUUGAAAGCAUACAUCAUAGUAAAAUCAAUAAUUAAAUAUUAUUUAAAUAGCAAAACAAAUUUAUUCAUAUAAUCAUCUAUUUAAUAAAUAUACUGAACACCUAAAAGAAUAUAGAAUAUAAUAGAAACAUAUAAUAUACAAAUAGAAUGAGAGGUGAAAUAUCUAAAGGUUAAGGUUUUUUUUAAAACUAUCAUUAUUAUUGUCUUUAGAUAUAAGUAAAAAUAGGUAAAAAAAGUUAUUUCAAAAUAUAUAGGCAUUUUCCUGGUAAAUACUAUGUAUUAAUGUAGUAAUUACAUAAUUAUACCAUGUAUUUAUCUAGUAAAUUGGAUCAAUUUGUUUUUAAUAUAAUACAUUUACACAGCAAUAUUUUAUGAAAGCUGUUGUUUUUUUGUAUUUAGAGCCAUUUAUUGAAUAUAUAUUUUAAACAAAUUAACAAGAUAAUUCUCUUUUAGAUCAAAUAUUAAACAGUCUCAUUUAGUUUUUUAAAAAUAAUAAUAAUAAUACUAGUCUUUACUUUUCUAUUUAAAUAUUACAACUUAAACUAAUUAUUCAAAAUAUAAGAAAUAAUAAUAUAAUAUUUACCUACGCUUUGGGUGUUUAAUUUUAAGUUUUAACUUAUAAAUAUUUAAAACAGAAUUUAAUAAAACAUAUUGAAAUAAUAGAAUUAUAUAUAUUGAUACUCAGCGGAAAUGAUAUUAUACAUUAAUAUUAUUAAAUAUGAUACACCACAUUGUAGGGACCAUUCAAUUAUUUAUUAACACCUUAUUUUGUUGGUUGCCUAUUUAACAAUUAAGGACAAUAUAUGCCUAGCUGUGAAUUAUACAGAGUGAUUUUUUAUCAAUAAUAGCAUUUCUAAAUUGAAACAUUUGUAUAAUAUACAUGUCAUGAAUACUGUAAAAUAAAUUAUUAGUAUCCUAGUACAUGUUUUAAACCUACAUCUUCAUUUCACUGAAGGCUAUGCCUUGUCAUUGCUUUGUUUUAUUUCUUGGUUUCAUGAGAAAAUAAAUACAGUAGUUUCUCAUAACCUACAUAUGAUUAUAUAAUUGUUUAGAUUCAAAGAGAAAUUGGUAAAUUAUAUAUUGGUAUGAUGUGAUAAAAUAUUCAAACUCAUAGUAGAUAAAACCGUUUCCCAAAUAAACAUUAUAAUUUAUAGCAAUAAUUGAAUCAUUUAGAAACAAUUAAACAAGCAAUUGAAUUACUUUUAACAUAUGUUGUAGUUUGAAUACAAUAGAAUUACUAUGAAUAUAGUAAUAAUAAUAAUACAGCGUAUAACACAAACUUAUCACUUAUCACUUUUUUUGAUUUAAAUAACCAUAUUUCUUUUGUUUAAUUAAAUAUAAUAACAUCAUGAAUUAACUAACUGAACUUAAUUAUUUAAAAAUGUAUACAAUUAUUAAUCAGACAAAUAGAUUUUGUUAUAAUACCUACAAGUAUUAUAGUUUUUAAUUUUAGGCAAUUAUACAUUAUUGUUUUAUUAAUUAUAACAAAGCAAUUAAUUAACAUAUAAAAAUGAAUUCCUUCCUAUAUACUUUGUAUACUUUAUAAACUUUGUUCCUUUCAGUCCGUUUUGUGAAAAUUAAAAGUAUAAUUUAAUUUUGGUUUAUUUAAGAAACAACAGUUAUCUUAUUUAAAAAUAAUUCUGAGAAGAUGUACGGGAUUUAAGUUCAUAAAUUCAUCAUUGAAGGUUAAAACUUAAUAGUAGAUGUAAAGUAGUCUUAGUAAAGUAAUAACAAAACUAAGUAGUUUGAUCUUUAUGUGUGUUUUAACUUUUUUUUAGAUUUCUCAGAAUAAUUAAGUUAACUAAUAUCUAAUAGAUAAAUAAAAGAUUGAUUUUUUUUUUUUUCAGAAUAAUCAAAGACUAUGCAAUAUAUUUUAUCAAGAUAAGGAUAUGGAAUUUAUUAGGAUACAAUACAUAUGCUAAAAUUUUCCAAAGAAUUGUUACAAAACAUCCUAAUAAAGUAGCAUUUAAGCAUGAAGAUACUUUAUGGAGAUAUAUAGAGGUAAAUCAUAUAAUAUUAUUGAUGUAAUAAUUUAUAAUAAAUAUUAUAAAUAUGAUAUGAAAAAAAUAUAUAUUAUGGUGGAUCUAGUGUCUCAAGUAAUGCAACUACAUGGAUUGUCAUAACUCAGGGUGGUUGGGGAGCUUUUUUUUUGCUCAUUAUGAAUUUUGAAUGAAGAGACAGGUGUAUAAAACAGGUCUACUUUUGUUAACUUCAUGGGCUGGAUGGAUCUAAAUAAAUGUAUCAACAACAAUUAUUGUAUAACUUGGAUAUCAAAUAAAGUAUAAUAAUUAACAGGGUUGGGAUUUUAUAGCACUUAAAAUUUUAUAAAUAUGCACAAUAAUAUAACCUUAAGUAUGAGUAUCAUAACAAAAUAUGAAAAAAAAAAAAAACCAGACAUUUAUUAACCACUUUCAAAUUGUUAGAGACUUAUUAUAAUAAUUUAAAAUACCUUUUUUUAAAAAAAGAACCCAUAAAAUGAUAGAAAAAAACCUAACAAAAUCAGCAGAUAACCAGUUUAAAAUUAGAAUCAAAUGAUACAAAAUACUAGGAAUGGCGUGGCAUUGCUCACAUCUCAUCAGUUUGUUCAAGUAAUCGGUCUGCAUACUUGAUGUAAUUUACUUUGAAAAUUUGAUUGACAAUAAUCUAAAUACACAUUUACUGAAAUAUAAUUUUAUAAAUUAUGACCAAUUUUGAUUAAAAAAACAGGUAAAAAUGCAAAAAGUCCAAAAAUAGCAAUAAAAUCUAAAAAAUUGUAAACAAAUAUGCAAAUAUAUGCAAAAAUAAUUUUUAAUUUGAGUUCUCUGUAUCAUGAAACACAUAUUUAGCUUACUCUGUUAUUUCUUAAGCAUCUCGUAAGAAAUAUGCAAAUGCUAUACAAUUUUAACCCUGAUAAUAUUUAUAUUAAUUCAGUAAUAUAAUGUUAUGUGUAGUAAUUAAAUACCUAACUAUUAAAAACACAGUACAGACUAGAAAUCCAUAAUACAUAUCGAAUAGGUAGGUAUAUUUUUUUUUUCAAAUAUAUUGUUUUAUUUGUAUUAUAUACUUGCAAAUAAUAAAUUAAUUGAUCACAUAUUAUUUAAACUAUUGACCUUCGUGUUAUUACCUUAACCCACCUAAACACAAUGUACUACCAUAAAUUAGGUAAACAAAAUAGCAACCUUAAUGUGACACUUACCAAAUAAACAGAUUUUAAGACUAGAUUUAUUUUUCAUUACUUUAUUGAACUAUUUAUCACCAUUCAAAAAUGUAUAAGCAAUUUAAUUUGAGAAUUUUUAACAUAAAUUAUUGUAUAACUCAGAUAUCAAAAUAAAGUAUAAUAAUUAUUACUUUGUUUUUAUUAAAACAUAGUUAAAGAAGGAUAGUUUGAUAGGAGUUAUGAAGAAAGGAUUGAGCAUUAAAAAAGAUAUUGUAGGAAUCUAUCAAAGCAGAAUUACAUUAAGUGAAAAGAGAAGGACACUGCAGAAGUAUGUAGGAUUUAUCGUGAAUAGAUUUAGUGGAAUGGUGAGUGCAUAGGAAUCAUAUGCCAACUAUUAGGAUGCUACUCAUUUACUUAUUUACUGAUGACCCUUUAUUUUUGCUUGUCAGCCUUUUACGUGCUCCUAAUUUUUAGAUAGCUUCUAUGUGAUUGGAGAUACCAAUAGUAUUAGAGUCCCGUAUAAUUUGACUGUAUUCUAGAUGAAAUUUGAUAUUAGAUAUAAAAAAAUAUUUAAAAGUUAAAGAAUCAGUAAAGGGCAAACAAUUACGCAUAAGACUAAAUAGUGCUUUAUUUUUAAUAGAAAUAAUAUGAAAGAACAGUUUAGUGUCAAAAUGGAUACGAAGAGCAAAGUUUAAAUUGGAGCUAAAUAACAAGUUUUUAUGUUUUUUGAAAAAUGAAUUGUUUGAUAUUUGCUAAUAAUUAAAGAAAGACCAUUUUAUUUGCACUGAAAAUUAAAACUUGUUAAAUCUUCAUGAAGGAAUUCAGUGUCAGAAAGUAAAUUUAUGGCUUUAAAUGUUUUUGCAUGGUCAGCAAAAAGUAAUAAAUUGUGCGUAAUUGAAUAAACAAUAUUGUAUAAUUGUUUUUCUACUGAGUUUUAAAUUAUGGAACAACACCUUGAAGAAAUAUUCUUAUACCAGGUCUAUUGUAUUAAUCUAAGUGGAAAAAAUCAGUUUGUUGAAUUAAAGUGGAGAGAACAGCAAAAUGAUGAAGAUGAUUUAACAAAUAAGACAGCUUUGUUGCCUUGAAUACCUAAAUAGCUGGAGACCAUCAAAAUUCAAUUAUAACUGGAGAUUAAAAAGGGGUUGUCUAAUACUAAUGGAAAUAAAAGAGGAGAGAAAUUUAAAAUAAUUGAAUGUGAGAUCUUGCAAUCUAGAUAGAGAAAUAUGUAAUAUAUGUUAAUAAAUAUAAUAUUUCCAUUAGUUCAGAAAUAAACCUAACAAAUUUUAUAGAUAAUAAUUAAUUACCAAACUCAAAUGUCUAUUAAAAAUAUAAUAACAGACCACAAUGUCAUAAUAUAUUGAUUAGGUAUGUAAAUAUAUUAUUUUUUUCAGAUAUUAUGUUUAUUAAUAUUAACGUUUUUUGCUUUUUUUAUUUUUACCCAAUUAAGAGAACUAAGUAUAAUUAGGUUUACUAAGGGCCCUUUAAAUUAAUUAUUUUUUGUGUAUUAUUGGAAUGUGACACUCUAAUCAUGUGUAAAAGAAUGUUUAUAUGAACAUAAAUGAAAAUGCGUGUUUAUCAAAUGAUUUUCCUUGAUUAUUAUCAUGCGUGCCAGUUGUUUCCUGUAACCUUUUCCUCAGCGUUUUCAUUGAUUUGUACAACUACACUAAUUUACUAAUUUUAAUAUCACAAAAAUCUCCUAUCCUUAAACCAUUUCGAUCUCUUUUUUUAAUUUUAGCUUGUGUCAACACACAAUAGUGAUUUUUUUUUCCAUAUAUAUAAAUUAAUAUAUAAAAUUUUUAAUAAUUAUUGUCAAAUUCUAAAUAUUCUAUGGACAAAUUGUGUAUUUAACAUAAAAUCACGGAAGUUAGAAUACCAAGGUCACAUAGUAAGAAAUAACAAUAACAAGAUAUAGAUUGCUGCAACUUAUACUUCAAGGAAAAAUAAAUGGUAAGCGAAGUUUUGAAAGACAAAGGACAUUGUGGUUAAAAACCUCUACAAUUGGUUUGCCGCAACAAAAAAUUAAUUAAUUAAAGAGAAAUAAUUUCCAACACCCAAAACAUAUAAGAACUUCAAGAAGAUAUAUAAUAAUAUUAAAUUUAGAUUUUUAAUUUAAAGUUUAUAAAACACAUUAGACAGAAUUACGUAAAUGAAGACUGUUGGAAUAUUGGUUUUUAAAAAACUAUAUGCACCAAUAGCACAAAAAUAGAGAUGGUUAUAACCAAGCUUCAGAUUUUAUAACAUUUGCUAAUAAUUAUAGGAUAUAAAUAAAAAUAUCAGAGUAAACUUUGCAUUUGUUUUAUGUACCAGAAAUUCCAAAUAAGACAUUUUAUGUUGCUAUUUUUUGCAUAUUUGAAGUAUUUUAGAUUUUUUGAGCUAUUUUUCAAUUUUUGGAUAAUUAAGCAUAUAGUGAUUUAUUUUAUAUUUUUCAUAAACAAUAGAAAAAAUCUGUAAGAAAAAUACAUAACUACAUUUCUGUUUCAUAUUAUAGUCUAUUUUUAAGUAGCUCAGCGUAUUUACUUAUCAAACAGUCUUCAUUUAUGUCUUUUUAAAAGUUGUACUUGUAUAUUUAAAAAAAAUAAAUAUAUUUUCUUUUAUUCCAUUUUUCAUAUUUUUAAAGAAUAGUGUAGCAAAUUUUUUUUAUACCAUAAUAUAGUUCAUAUUUAACUUAUUUUCAGUGCUAUAUAAUCUGAGCCCUGGUUAUAACAUUUACACGGAUACGUUUUCUGGUCAAUUACAACAUAAAAAAAAGAAUGCAGAACUGACGUGUGUCACUUUUUUUAAAUACACUCUUAAAGCAUCAUACAUGACUGCCACACACCGUUGAGAUUUACUAUACACGUGCUAAUUCCAAUCAUGCACAAAAAAGUGAUGAUCUAAAGGGCCCUAUUAUUAAUUGGGCACAUAUUAUAAAAACUAUUGACUUUCAUAAUAUUGCCUUAACCUGCCUAAACACAAUUUAGAUACUACCAUAAAAUAGUUUAACAAAAUAGCUGUGAUAACAUCACACUUAUCAAUUAUACUUUUUUUUAUGCUAGAUUCAUUUUUCAUAUAAAAAAAAAAUGUAUAGUUUUUAGUAUUUUAUUAAUGAGGGUUAAAAUAUGUGAUGAACAGGUACUUGAAGUUUUCUAAAGAUUUAAAAAAUAAAUAUACUUAAAUAAGAAAUUUAUCAAUUUUUUAUAUGUUUUUGGUUUAAAACAAUAAUAUUAACAAUAUAUAAUUAAAUAUUGUAAUUUACAAUUAUAUAUAUAUUAUAAGAUAUGAGUUAAUGAGUAGGCACAUUGAUAAUAUGCAUUAUAAAAUUAUAAAUUUAUUCAAUCAAUACAAAAUUAAUGACACCAAACAAUACAUUAUAAUCAUAGAUGAAUUAAACAACACUCAAUUAAAAUUGUAUAUUUUAUAUAUUAUAGUAAUGCAUUUUAUUUUAAUAUAAAAUUGAAAUAAAUUAAACUUUGGUUUAGAUUUUUAUUGUCAUUUAAAGGUAUAUCAUUCCAUUUAGUUGUCCUAGUGGAAGGAAAUGGUUAGUUCCUAAUCAUCACAAAUUUAAAUGUCUAUUUAUAUAAUGUUCAGACAAAUGCACUAUUGCUAAUAAACAAUAAGCUAAAACAAAAUAGUUUUAACUGAUCCUAAAAUAUAAAAAUGAUGUAUUUAUAACUUUAAUUUUUAGAGACUAUCUAUAAAAUUAAAAUUGUGUAUUUUUUAUCAUAUGUACCUCUAUAUUCAAUACCAAUUUAGUUUUUAUGUUUAUAGUAUUAUUAGUUCACCAGUCUUUGAUGGUCUAUUUAAUAAAUUGUAAAGGUUAGAACAACCACAGGGUUAAAAUUAAACUAAUGUUUAUCAAUAGAAUAAUUAAAAUGAUGUAAGAAACUUGCUGCUAACUUUAAGAACAAAAUAAUUUUAUUUUAAUAUUCAUUGAAAUAUACUGGCUUUAUAUAAAUAAAAGGUUUAUUCCUAGAAUAAUACAAAAUAUAAAUGAAAUUGUUUAAAUUAUAGCAAUUUGAAAAUUAAAAAUGUGUACCUAUUACAUUAUAUAAAGUAUAAGAAGUAGGGGUAAAAAUUGAAAAUGGUGGUAAAAUAAAAUUUAAACAAAUUCAUAAUAAUCUAAAAAAAAUAGAACUUAAAUUCACUUAAAAUCUUUUGAGAAAAUCACUGGUUUAUAAUAAAUGGGUCACCUAUAUAUACUAAGUAUACAGUAAAAACCAGUAAUAACAAAUUUAAAAUUGGGUAAAUUAGGAUUUAUUACUUUAUUAUAUAUCUAAUAAUCUAACUAAAUAUAAUUAAUACUUAUAAACAAGUAAUAACUAACUUAAUUAUAUCAAUUAUAAAAAUAACAUAAAUAUAACACAGUUAUAGUUUACUUACAAUUUAUAGGUAGAAGAACUCAGCAACCAAAUUGCCAAUUAUUUCAAAGAACAAGGUCUUAAACGAGGCGAUAUUGUUGCUUUGUUUAUGGAAAGUUGUCCAGAAUAUGUUUGUAUCUGGCUAGGUUUAUCUAAAAUUGGUGUUAUUGUAGCUUUAAUUAAUAAUAAUUUAAAAGCCGAAACAUUGGUACAUUCCCUAAAAGUAUCAAAUUGUUCAGCAAUUAUAAUGGGCAAAGACCAAAUCAAUGGUAAGUUUUAUACAAAUUAAAAUUAAUGUAAAAAAAUGUGACAUUUUUACAUUUAAAGAAAAGGAAACUUUGAUAAUAAACACUUUCUUAAUAAUUUGGUAUUGGUCAUUGAUUAGAAAUCUAUAUCUUAUUCUUUGUCUCAUCCCAACUAACCCCUUGACCCAAUUUUCCACUUUGCAUAUAUUGGCUGUCCUCAUAUUAUUUUAAAAUACAAUCAAUCACCUCUAUUUUAGUCUUCCUCUCCACCUCUUUCCUCUUACAUUUAUUUUUAUUAGAAUUCAUACCAAUUUAUUCUUUUCAUGCCCAUAUCAUCUCAAUCUCUUAUUUUGUUUACUAUCGAAAUCAUGUCUAAGGUAUCUCAUAUGUAUUUGUUUUUUAUCCUAUCUUAAAGCCAUUGUUUUUUUGUACAAAAGAUCCUAGGUACUUAAAACUCUCAAUCUCGUCUAUUACGGAACUAUUUAUUGUCAUUAGCUGUUUUGUCCUGUUCUUCCUAACUCAUACUCAAUUUUACUUCUAUGUAUCCUUAGUCACAUCAUAGUGUAAAUUCUACACCUACACAUUUGAUAGUAUUCCUUAUCAAAAAUGUAGUAAAAAGUGUAGAUACUGUAUUCUGUGUACACUUUUUGUUAAACCGAACAAGGCAAUUGUUACAAUAACCCAGAGUACUCUAUAGUUUAUGGAAUAACAUUAUAAUAAAUAUUAUUUUAUGUACAUCAAACAUUUCAAUCAUUUUACUAGGUAUAAACAGUUUAACCCUUACCUUAAACGAUUAGACAAAACGAACAUUAUUUCUAAUUUUCCAAUUUAGUUCUUGAUUUAGUAUUGUGUGAAUUAUUUAUAAUAAACAUUUUUUUAACACAAAAUAAUACACAACAGUUAUCUAAUAAUUAUAUUAUAUCUACAUUUGUGACUACGUUUUUUAGUUUUAAUAUUAAUAAAAAUGUAGGUAAAAAUUAUAACAGUACAAUCCAAGAUCCACGUUCUUAUUAGGUUUUAUAUAAUGAUAAAACCUAAUAAGAAUCGCGGCAAUUUCUUAUCAUAAAUAUUUGUUUUGAUUAAAAUAUAAAAAUUAUUUUUGAUUAGGUAAUUUUCAAGUGAACUCGAAACUUAAAAUACCUACUAUAGUAAUACAGAUGAAUUCUAUGUAAAUUAGUAAUAAUGAGUAAUUUAAAUGUAUAUGUAUUCUGUUUGCUAUGCUAUAUAGUAUAUACCGACAUAUUGUUUUGGGCUACCAUAUACCAAUUUGGAUUUAUAUUCCGGUAAUCAGUAGGACCGAUAUUGUGAAACUACAAAUUCAGAAAACGGAUUUGAAUUUAGCAAAAAGUGUAUCUGAAAUCGGGGGGCCACUUUUUGGAACUUUAUACCAUGAUUUCCCAAAAUUAAAUAUUUAAAUAUUUUAAAAAAUAGAUAUUAUGUAAAAUAAAAAACUUAAUUUUAAUUUAAAAAUUGGCUUAAUCGAUCUCAUGUUCACUUCGAGUUGAAUUAAAAUUUGCUCGAAUUGCUAUACAAUAUGGAUAGGAUUGAUUGUUGGAAAAUUGCUCUAAAAUUCUAUGCUGAUUGUAUGAAAGACAAAGAAAGAAUAAUUAUUAUAUUGGUAGCUAAGUAUCUAAUCUUUCCCACAUAACUUAAUAUCUUUCAAACUUCAUACCAUUCUCAAUGUCAAAUCUGAAACUUACAUAAAAAUGAUUAUCACUUUUAUUUUGGAAGCUGGCUUUAUUAUCUAAUAUAGUAUUUGUAUUUAAUAUAUUUUGUAUACAUUAUUAUAAUUAUCGAUCUAUCAUAGUAGCAAACUAGGACCUGAAUAAAAACAAAAGUAUCUGAUAAUCAACAAAUUUUUAGCACAGUAUUUUUGAAGAAUGUUAUCUACUUCCAACAAUUUUUAGUUUUAAAUUGCUAGAUAGUAAAAUAUUAAUCAAUAAACAAAUUUAAAUUGUACUCUAUGUGUAGGUAAUUAUAAAAAGUACCUAAUAUGUUUUAUUUAUGAUCAUAGAAGUUGUAUCUAAAAAUAUAUUCCUUAUAGUCUGUGAUUGUACUCCUUUGCAUCCUAAUAUACAUCCUAAUAUUCUAUAAUACAAAUUUCAAAUACUGUGUAACACAGGGAUGUUUAAAUUUUACUUAAAUCAAAAUUAGAAUUUCCCUAGUUAAUCACUUAUAUUUGUAUGUAGUGUAGUCAUAUAGGUUAGUAUUAAUUUGCAUACCUAAUAAUAAAUAGACAUAAUAUUAAAAUGAAAUUAUCAAUUUACAUAAAAAAAUUUAAGUUAUUUAUUUAUUCAUUUUUAUAGUGUUAGUGGAUGUUAUUAACACAACUAGUGAUGAUAAAUUAAAAGAUCUGUCAGAGACAUCUAAAAUAUACAUAAAAAAUUAUAACAAUGAUAAUACUUUGAUUAACACUCCACUCAGUAAAGCAAUCAAUCUAAAUGACGAACUUAAAGGAAUAUCAAAAAGUGCACCUUUACAAGAAAUUUCUAAAGGUACUUCUAAUGACCAAAUGUUAUACAUUUAUACAUCAGGAACUACGGGUAUGCCAAAAGCUGCUAUUAUGACUCAAUCAAGGUAAAACAAAUUAACACCUACAAUACAAUAAUACCUAAUACAAUAAGUUUAUAAGCAUUUUAUUUUACUGAAUAUUAUUUUAGAGCAAUAUAUAUGGCGAUGGGGGCCAAACAUAUUGCCGGUAUAACUGAGCAUGAUGUUGUGUAUACGCCAUUACCUUUGUAUCACACUGCUGGAGGUAUUUUAGGUGUUAGUUCAGUCCUCUUAGGAGGUUCAACAUGUGUUAUAAGAUCAAAAUUUUCAGCAUCUAAAUAUUGGUCAGAUUGCCUUAAAUAUGAAUGCACAGUAAGUAAGGCAAAAUGUUAAGAUAAAUUACAAUAUUUAAUGAUUCUCCCUCCCCAUAUGAGAUUUAUUUAUAUGUAUAUUAAAUAAAAAACAUUUAUUUCAUGGUUGUAUUAUUUAAUAAUAAAUAUAUUUCAAUUAAACAUUAUAUUUGAGGUUGCACAAUAUAUUGGUGAAAUGUGUCGUUAUUGUUUGGCUUCACCUCCGUCUAUUGCUGACAACACUCAUCAGGUCAGGUUGAUAAUAGGAAAUGGACUACGGCCUCAGAUAUGGGAAGAUUUUACUAAACGAUUUAAUAUUAAGAAAGUAGCAGAAUUCUAUGGUGCUACAGAAGGAAAUGCCAAUAUGAGUAAGAAAUUUAAGAAGUGAUAAAAAAAAAAUUGUUUAUAAAUGUAUACAUUAGCAAACAUCACAAAUUAAGAUAUAUUCAUGCCAAUAUUCAUAUUAAUUCAUACAAAAAUAUGAUUUUAUAAAAAAAAUAACAGUUAGAUAGGUACUUGAAUUAUAUUGUUUUUUUUUUUUCAGUGAAUACGACAAAUAAAGUAGGCGCUGUCGGAUUUAUUCCAUUCAUUGGAGAACCAUUUUACCCUGUUACUUUGAUACGUGUCAAUCCAGAGACUAAUGAACCUAUUAGAGGAAAAAAUAAUCUUUGUAUUAAAUGUAAAGCUGGUGAGAUUUUGAUUGUUAUAUUUCUAAAAAUUAAUUAAAACAUAAAUUAUGUUUAUAUUAUCUUAAAUUAAAUAUAACUACUUAAAUAGGAGAACCUGGACUAUUAGUGGGAAAAAUAAGAAAAACAACUGAAAAUUCCUUUAGCGGUUAUGUAGAGAAAUCUGCAUCAGAAAAAAAAAUCAUUAGAGAUGUUUUUCAUAAAGGGGACCAAGCAUUUAACUCUGGUAAUUUUUUUUUAACAUAACUAAAUGUAAAUUUUGAUUUUAUUGCAUAGAUAAGAUUUGUUAUAAUUAUUUUUCAAUAUUUGUUAUGAAAUAUAGGUGAUGUGUUAAUUCGUGAUGAACACAACUUUUAUUAUUUUAAAGAUCGUACAGGUGAUACUUUCAGGUAACUUUUAGUUAUUUACUUUAACUACACACAUAUUUAAAUUAUUUAUUUAUUUAUUUUUAAUAAUAAUACAAGCCGAGGGCUAAAAGACAUAGAGGUACAGUUGAAACAUUACAAAUUACUAACUAGUUAAUAUAACUAAGAAGAUAUAAUAAUUACUCAAUUUCUGGGUGAUAAAAUAACAAAAAAUGCAGAACUAAAGGCAAAUCGAGUAAGAUGGGUCAACGUUGGCGAUGUGCAUAAGCCAGGUAAUUGGGAAGUGGUCAAAAGAUAGCAUCUGAGAGUAGAGAAUAUAGAAUAUGGAAUGGGAUGGAUUGAGUGUACAGAGGGACUUAAAAAUUAGUUAGAUAAAGGAGACUAGGAGAAUCAGUUUAACCAGAAAGGUUGUUUGAGAGGAAAUAGAGAUUUUGUGACCAUCUGUGACUGGCGAGACCAGGUAAAUAAGGAAAUAUUAUAAAUGAGUAAAUUAUAUUAUAUAGUUUAAAUUUACUUAUUUCAAAUUAUUUAUAUAAAAUUAUAAUUAGAAAAUUGGAUACGAUUAUUUUGAUUAAUAUAUUACAUUUUAAAUUAUCUAUAAUUUCCGAUGCUAUUAUUUUUAGUGAAAAAACUUUUAACAUCAUAGUGUGAUAAAUUUAAUCCAAAAAUGACUUACAGAAGUUAACUCUUUUACUCAGAUCAAUACAAAAAAUGUAUUAAGUUUUAGUUUAAUAUUGUUUUCCUAAUAUAAUUAAAUAGGUGGAAAGGUGAAAAUGUUUCUACAUCUGAAGUGGAAGCUGCAAUAAGCAAUAUAGUUAAACUAAAGGACUGCAUAGUUUAUGGUGUUGAGGUAAUGUAUAAAUCAAAAUAAUGAACACUAAUUUAAUAUUUUUAUUAACAUAUUCAUAGAUACCAAAUACAGAAGGCAAAGCUGGAAUGGUUGCCAUAGUUGAUCAAACAGGAGACAUAGACUUUGAGUAUUUGUGUUCUGAAAUGAACAAAUCGUUGCCAGUUUAUGCACGUCCACUGUUUUUACGUGUAGUGAAAACACCUGUAUCUUUAACUGGUCAGUUAACUUUUUUAUGAAAUAUCUUAUAAUUUUAAACUAUUAAUAUUAUUGUAUAUUUUAAAUACAAUUGUAGGUACAUUUAAGCUGAAAAAAAAUGAUCUUCAAAAUGAUGGAUAUGAUCUUACAAAAUUGUCUACUGAUUCUUUAUAUUUUAAUGAAGGAAACAAAUUCAUACCAUAUACCCAAGAAUUACAUGAAAAAAUUGUUAAUGGAACAAAAAGAUUAUAAAUUUCAAUUAUGUAUUUAUUACUUUUUUUUUUUUAAAUAUUGUAUAUUGAAUAUUAUU
This is a messenger RNA of Cinara cedri, 17065 nucleotides long. NCBI's taxonomy places the organism in Eukaryota, Metazoa, Arthropoda, Insecta, Hemiptera, Aphididae. The record is from the annotation of a GenBank genome assembly.